Dichomitus squalens LYAD-421 SS1 is the source of this 657-nucleotide messenger RNA. RefSeq lists its product as uncharacterized. Lineage: Eukaryota; Fungi; Basidiomycota; Agaricomycetes; Polyporales; Polyporaceae. The coding region runs from base 1 to 657 and encodes 218 amino acids. The transcript is spliced from 2 exons. The record is from RefSeq and is a predicted model, not a curated record.
AUGCCGCAGGUUUUGCAGCCUCUUCCUAAACGCCCCAUGAAAGAGCCCAUUCCAGGCUUGUCGAAACCUUCUCGUGGGCGUCAUGUUCCCACCAGGGAGACGGCUGGCCCCGACAGGAAGCACCCUUGCCCGGUGAAGGGAUGCGACAAGAUGUUCACGAAGCGGGCGCAUGUCAAUCGCCAUAUCGCAUCGCUACAUUGUCACGAGAAGAGCUGGAGCUGCUACGCCCCAUUCUGCGAUAAGAACUUCACUCGUUACGACAACUACCUGCGUCAUCAGGCGAAGCACUCGCACUACCAAGAAAUCUUCCAGUGCGCACCAGAUGACGAAUACAAGGGAGUCCACCUCGAGAACCCGAACGUCGUCGACCCCGACUCGUUCAACAUCAAGCCGUUCGCCGCCAUCGCAAUCCACCCCACCGCACUGAAUCUCUGGCGGUUUCAGGAGACUCAGCGCCGAAAUGGCGUGAACCUGCCUUGGGGCUCGGAUUGCGACAAAUACUUCGCCGCACAUCCUGAGCAGAUGGAGGCAGCGCUCCGGGGGGACCCGGAGUGGGAGUGGCGCAUCCCCGAACCAGGCGAGGAGUUUAGGAGGAAAGACGGGCGCUCCUUGGUGGGCAUGUUCAGGUUGGACAUCAAGCCCCAGCAAAUGGAUUGA